Aspergillus ibericus CBS 121593 is the source of this 2097-nucleotide messenger RNA. Its product is annotated as putative alpha-amylase. The record is from RefSeq and is a predicted model, not a curated record. Gene Ontology annotation, molecular function: alpha-amylase activity; starch binding; calcium ion binding. Bases 136 to 2031 code for a protein of 631 amino acids. Gene Ontology annotation, biological process: carbohydrate catabolic process. The transcript is spliced from 9 exons. NCBI's taxonomy places the organism in Eukaryota, Fungi, Ascomycota, Eurotiomycetes, Eurotiales, Aspergillaceae.
GUUGAUCUGCCUUGGAAUAUGCCUGUGAAACGGAGCGUGUCAGGAGGGUAUAAAAAUUGGCAUUUUGGCAUCUUUUGCUGUAUUUCCAAGCAGCGUUCGGGGAGUUCUUCUGGCAGACAGCCUUAGCUCGCAGCAAUGAGAUUAUCAGCAUCAAGUCUUCUGCUUUCUGGGUUCCUCUUUGGGAAGCUGGCUCUUGGGUUGUCAGCUGCAGAAUGGCGCUCCCAGUCCAUCUACUUCCUUCUUACGGAUCGGUUCGGUAGGGCGGACAAUUCGACCACGGCGACGUGCGAUACCGGCGAGCAGAUAUAUUGCGGUGGAAGCUGGCAAGGCGUUAUCAAUCAUUUGGAUUACAUCCAGGGCAUGGGCUUUACUGCCAUCUGGAUUUCGCCGGUCACCGAGCAGCUACCGCAGGACACUACAGAUGGGGAAGCCUACCAUGGCUACUGGCAGCAGAAGAUAUAUACUGUAAACUCCAACUUUGGCACUGCAGAUGAUCUCAAGGCCCUCUCAGAUGCUCUCCAUGCUCGCGGAAUGUACCUGAUGGUUGACGUCGUACCGAACCACAUGGGCUACGCGGGUGACGGUGAUGACGUGGACUACAGCGUCUUUGACCCAUUUGACUCGUCUUCUUACUUUCACCCAUACUGCCUCAUUACCGACUGGAGUAACUUGACAAUGGUUCGCGACUGCUGGGAGGGCGACACCAUUGUCUCUCUCCCAGAUUUGAACACCACCGAGACAGUUGUUCGAACAAUAUGGUACGACUGGGUUGCAGACCUGGUAUCCAAUUACUCUAUCGACGGUCUCCGCAUCGACAGCGUUCUUGAAGUCGAGCCCGACUUCUUCCCCGGCUACCAAGAAGCAGCCGGUGUAUACUGCGUCGGCGAAGUCGACAACGGUGACCCUGCCCUCGACUGCCCAUACCAGGAGUAUUUGGAUGGCGUGCUCAACUAUCCAAUUUACUGGCAACUCCUCUACGCCUUCGAAUCCUCCAGCGGCAGCAUCAGCGAUCUCUACAACAUGAUCAAAUCCGUUGCCAGUGACUGUUCCGACCCAACCUUGCUGGGCAACUUUAUCGAAAACCACGACAACCCUCGCUUCGCCUACUACACAUCCGACUACUCCGAAGCCAAGAACGUCCUCAGCUACAUCUUCCUCUCUGACGGCAUCCCCAUCGUCUACGCCGGUGAAGAGCAACACUACAGCGGCGGCAGCGUGCCCUACAACCGCGAAGCCACCUGGCUAUCGGGCUACGACACCUCAGCAGAACUCUACACCUGGAUCGCCACCACCAACGCCAUCCGCAAACUAGCCAUCGCAGUAGACUCGGACUACAUCACCUACGCAAACGACCCCUUCUACACAGACAGCAACACCAUCGCCAUGCGCAAAGGCACCUCCGGCAAACAAGUCAUCACCGUGCUCUCCAACAAAGGCUCCUCGGGAAGCAGCUACACCCUCACCCUCAGCGACAGCGGCUACACCUCCGGCACGGAACUCAUCGAAGCCUACACCUGCACCUCGGUAACCGUCGAUUCCAACGGCGAUAUCCCCGUCCCAAUGGCCUCUGGCCUCCCGCGCGUCUUCCUCCCCGCAUCCUCCAUGGACUCAUCCUCUUCCUCUCUUUGCGGUGGCGGCUCCUCAACCUCCACAUCCACAGCCACUGCCACCACCACCACCACCUCCUCCACAUCAUCCACAGCAACAUCAACAUCAACCUGCACAUCCAUCUCCAUAACCUUCAUCGAAACCGUAACCACCACCUACGGCGAAGAAAUCUACCUCACCGGCUCGAUCUCCCAGCUCGGAGACUGGGAUACCAGUGACGCGAUCCUUCUCUCCGCGGAUAAAUAUACCUCGAGUAAUCCCGAAUGGUAUGUCGAGGUGACGCUGCCGACGGGGACCAGCUUCGAGUAUAAAUUCAUUAAGGUCGAGAGUGAUGGGAGUGUUACUUGGGAGAGUGAUCCAAAUCGCGAGUAUACGGUUCCCGAGGGGUGUAGUGGGGUUACGGUGGAUGAUAGUUGGAGGUAGAUGAUUGGUUUUGGGUGUUUUGGAGGGGGGGAAGGGGGUGGUUUGGGGUUUAUGGGUUUGAGUUGG